AUGGCCGCAACGAAUUUCGACGCGGCUGCGGCUGGCCUUGCGGCCGUCGCCCGGGCUUGCACAUUAAUUGCGGACGAUUUUGCAGAGGACGCCGGUUUCGAGCCGGUAGGGGAUCCAGACCUUGACAGUCUGGACCGUGAGAUCCUAGGAGACGACGAAGAGGGGAGCUGCGGCCUGGGGCUGGUCCCCGAAGUCAACGUUCAGAGGAAACACUAA
Aspergillus tanneri is the source of this 216-nucleotide messenger RNA. RefSeq lists its product as uncharacterized. Lineage: Eukaryota; Fungi; Ascomycota; Eurotiomycetes; Eurotiales; Aspergillaceae. Bases 1 to 216 code for a protein of 71 amino acids. The transcript is spliced from 2 exons. The record is from RefSeq and is a predicted model, not a curated record.